UCCAGAAGGACUGCAAAACUAUGCUAGCGUGAACAGGACUUGCAGCUGUGGAAGACAGAAAGGAGACAGACCAACAUUGAUUUGUUCCUUCUUUUCAAUCCUGCGUUCGCCAUGGCUUGCAAGACAGAUCCGGUGCCCGGAGCCAGAUGUUCUCUAUAUACCAGUUUGUGGGAUUUUCAAGCCCUAACCGAAACGGAGUUGACUUUCCAAGCAGGGGACCUGUUCCAAGUGAUUCAGAAGACCGGGGAAUGGUGCUGGGCCAAGCAGGUGGAUGCUCUGGGGGGAAUAUGUGAGGAAGGCUACGUUCCCUACAGCUAUCUUGCCAAGAAAGAGACGGUAGAGACGGAGCCAUGGUUCUUUGGGCAAAUUUCCCGCUCGGAAGCGGUCCUUCGGCUGAUGUCGGAAAAGAAUAAAUCUGGCGCUUUCCUAGUUCGUAUCAGUGAGAAAAUUGGAGCGGAUUUCGUGCUUUCGGUCCGUGAUGGCCACUUGACCAGACAUUACAAGAUCUUGCGAAACGGUGAGGGGAGGUUCUACAUGAACGGGACGAGGACAUUCCCGGACCUGCUCACCCUGGUGACGUGUUACAAGGAAAAGGUUCUUACUCACGGCUUGAAACUUCUGGCUCCCUGCUACAAGCCUGAGCCAAAGUCCAUGCCCCACUGGGACGAUUGGGAGAGACCCAAAGACGAAUUCCGUCUGAUCCGGAAGUUGGACUCCGGCUUCUUUGGAGACGUCUACGAGGGACUUUGGAAAGAGAAAGUGAAAGUGGCUAUCAAGGUGUUACAGAGAGCCGAUCUGACGUCCCAGGAUACCUUCAAAAACGAGAUCGAGGCCCUGAGGCUGUUGAAGCACAAAAACAUUCUCUCCCUCUACGCCAUCUGCUCGGCCGGGGAUCCGGUCUACAUCAUCACCGAAAUCAUGAGCAAAGGAAACCUGCUCUCGUUCCUGAGGGGUCCAGAGGGGAAACAGAUGGAGAUGGUGGAGCUGGUCAGCUUGGCUGCUCAGGUGGCCGAGGGGAUGAGCUACCUGGAAUCGCAGAAUUUCAUCCAUCGGGAUUUGGCUGCCAGGAACGUCCUGGUGGGAGAAAACAACAUCUGCAAAGUGGGAGAUUUCGGGAUGGCCAGGCUGAUCGAGGAAGAUAUAUACCUCUCUUACUCACACAGCUUUCCUUACAAAUGGACCGCACCGGAAGGCCUUUCCUGCGGAUGCUACUCCAUCAAAUCUGAUGUGUGGUCCUUCGGCAUCCUUCUUUAUGAAAUCAUGACUCGCGGGCAAAACCCAUAUCCAGGCAUGAGUAACUUGGAGGUCUCCACCAAGGUUCAAAAUGGCUUCCAGAUGCACCGCCCGCCCAGGUGCCCUCCUGUCAUGUACUCCAUCAUGUGCAAAUGUUGGAACCUGGAUCCCAACCAAAGACCAGUUUUCCAGAACAUCAGAGAACUCCUCCAGAAUUUCACCAGCUACGAGAACUUUGAAGCCUUCUCUUAAGCUGCCCUUCAGUGAUUGGGGCAGUGGUGGGUUCCUCCCGGUUCGGUCCGGUUCGGCCGAGCCGGUAGCGGUGACGAUAUGACGUCACCGAACCGGUUCUCCCCCCCUGCCCUCCCUCCCCCCCACGUUAUUCUUACCUUUUAUUUGGUCCCACCCCCAAUCUAUUGCUGCCUCCUGAGUCCCAGCUGAUGACUAGAGGGAAAAAAAACUGUUUAAACUCUUGCGGGGGGGCUUCAAAGGGCCGCCCUACAGCUGAUCAGUGUUAAAAGCAAACAAAUGAGUUGGGUCGUAAGUGCGAGGACUGGUCGUAAGUGCGAGCACCUUCCAGAAAUGACUCUGACCAGCUAGCCAUGCCCUCCAAGCCACACCCACAAAAUAAGCCAUGCCCACAGAACCGGUAGUAAAAAAAUUUAGAACCCAACCCUGGAUUGUGGAGACGCCAUCACACAGUCACCUGAGUAUAAGGGGGCAGAGGAGCAGAUCAAGGUGAUUGACAAAUUAUCGCACCAUCAGCCCUGCUGGGAAAGAAAGGAUGUAGGUUUAAUUUUUAAAAAAAGGCAAAAUAGGGACUUUUGAAUCUAGAACUAAAGAGAAAUUUCCUAAAGGCGAGAGUAAUCCAUCAAUGGAACAGCUUGCCUUCAGAAGUUGUGGCAUCACUGGAGGCUUUCAAGAAGAGAUGGGACAGCCAUCUCUCUGAAAUGGUAUAGGGCUGCGAUGGCGAACCUACGACACGCGUGCCACAGGUGGCAUGUAGAGCCCUCUCUGCGGGCACAUGAGCCGUUGCCCCAGCUCAGCUCCAUCGCACAUGCGCACACGCCUCCCGCCAGCCAGCUGAUUUUCGGGUCUCUGCUGUGCAUGCGCAGAGGGCGUGGCACAUGCGGGAGAUGCGUGCAUGCAUGUGUGGGGACGGGGGAGG
Pantherophis guttatus is the source of this 2401-nucleotide messenger RNA. RefSeq names its product protein tyrosine kinase 6 (gene PTK6). Gene Ontology annotation, biological process: protein phosphorylation. The record is from RefSeq and is a predicted model, not a curated record. Lineage: Eukaryota; Metazoa; Chordata; Lepidosauria; Squamata; Colubridae. Gene Ontology annotation, molecular function: ATP binding; protein binding; protein tyrosine kinase activity.